AGUCACCCGCGCGGGCGCGGGUGGGUCUCCCGGGCUCCGACAUCUUGGGUCACCCUCAGGCCUCACUCCAGACACCCUGCUCCUCUUUUCAUUCACGCCACCGAGACCGGACUACAUUUCCCAGGAGCCUUGGCGGCUAGGCAAGUCAGCCGGCGCCUCACAAGGCAGCGCCGAAUACAUUUCCCAGACAGCUUUGCGGCUGCCCGGCCCAUAAUAUUACUCCGCACACUUUUGCGGUGGGACCCAAACCUCUGGCAUUUCUGAGCGGUAACGAGACUCCGACUCCCGGAGGCCUUUGCGGCUGACAAAGGAAACUACACUUCCCAGAGGCCUCUGCCGCGUCGCUACCGGAAGCGGCGGGCGAGCCGACUGUCCUUGCGCGCGGAGUCGAGCGGCUAUGGUGUCCCGAGUGUGGUCGAUGAUGAGGUUUCUCAUCAAGGGGAGUGUGGCUGGGGGAGUGGUCUACCUGGUGUACGACCAGGAGCUGCUGGGGCCCAGCGACAAGAGCCAGGCAGCCCUUCAGAGGGCAGAGGAGGUUGUCCCCCCUGCCAUGUACCAGUUCAGCCAGUACGUGUGUGAGCAGACGGGCCUGAAGAUACCCCAGCUCCCAGCCCCUCCAAAGUUUAACUUUCACAUCCGUGAGUCCUGGAAUUCAGGCAUCAUGACGGUGAUGUCGGCCCUGUCGGUGGCCCCUUCCAAGGCCUGUGAAUACACCAAGGAGGGCUGGGAAUACCUGAAGGAACGAAUCAAGUAGCCUAUAGAGGAGGCUGUCUCCCCAGUCGGAAAUGGGCACGGACCUCAAGCCUCUGGAAUGGGACCCUGAUCUAAGGGCAGCUCCCGGCCUUGCCGCCCAAUAAAGGACUUUGGAAGUGUUUCCUGA
Eptesicus fuscus (big brown bat) is the source of this 880-nucleotide messenger RNA. RefSeq names its product mitochondrial contact site and cristae organizing system subunit 13 (gene MICOS13). NCBI's taxonomy places the organism in Eukaryota, Metazoa, Chordata, Mammalia, Chiroptera, Vespertilionidae. Gene Ontology annotation, cellular component: MICOS complex; mitochondrial crista junction. The record is from RefSeq and is a predicted model, not a curated record. Bases 398 to 754 code for a protein of 118 amino acids. The transcript has 4 exons. Gene Ontology annotation, biological process: cristae formation.